CCGUUUUGAUCGCGGGCUCAUGUGACUCCUUCCUCGGCUUGGCAGCCAUUUUACCCGGCGAGAGGAUCAUAGAUAGUGAACAUCAUAACACGAAUAAUACCCAAAAUGUCCACUCGAUCGCAACGAAACAAAGACAACAAACAGAAUGCUAACCAGGCUAUCUUGGUUGAUAUGCUAAAAGAAGAAAAAAAUAAAUAUUGCGCCGAUUGUGCUGCUAAAGGGCCAAGAUGGGCUUCUUGGAACUUGGGAGUGUUCAUUUGCAUUCGUUGCGCUGGAAUUCAUCGCAAUUUAGGGGUACACAUCUCAAAAGUAAAAUCCGUCAACUUGGAUUCGUGGACGGAAGAGCAAAUGGCGAGCAUUCAGAGCUGGGGGAAUAGACGAGCUGGUCUUUACUGGGAAUGCUAUUUGCCCGAAGAUUUUCGCAGACCUCAAACAGACUCUGCAAUGGAAGCUUUCAUAAGGAAAAAGUACGAGCAGAAAAAGUUUAUAAAAAAAGAUGGUCUUCCGCCGCAAGGAUCGGGGCCAGCAGCAACAUCCACAGCUAAACCUGUAGAGCAGGAAUCAAGAAAAAAGAAGAAGGACCAAACUAGUAAUGCAAUAAACCUUUCUUCAGUUCCAAAACCUGUGAGCAAGCCAACACCUAUUGCACAGUCUUGUUCAGUUAGGGCUCCCCCAGCCUCACAGCACGUCAAGCAACCUCCUCAACCUGCCGCAGCAUCAAUAGCCAAGCCACGUCCACCCUCUGUUGAUCUCCUGUCGCUAGACACUGGGCCUGCCCUAUCAGCAGUCCCAUCCAAACCAGGGCAGAGUAGUUUAGAGGCAGAGUUAAUUGAUUUUGGUGCAUUUCAAGGCCCGACACUUGGUUUUAAUCAAUCACCACCACAGGAAACCCAAAAGCUUGCCAGUCUGUCCAUGUCAACUGUAGCCGACCCAGAUAGUGGUGAUUCCCUCUUGAAGGAUGAUAGUAGUGCUAAUAAAUCUGCUAAAGAUAGCAUAAUGGCCCUUUACACACCAGCACCAUCAUCACAACAGCCACAGAUGUUUGGUGUUCCCGGCGGCAUGUAUAUUGCACCUCAACAGCAGCGGCAGCAACCUAGGCAGAUAAACAACCAAUACACACAGGCUAUGCCGAUGCACAUUAUGCAACCAAAUCCACAACAGCAACAGGCUCAGGUGCAACAAGUCCAACAACAAAUGCAGAGUCUGCGAGUGCACCAACAGCCGCAAAUGCCUUCCCAGCAACAGAUGCCCCAGCAUCAGGGAAACCCAAUGUACGGCACACAGACUAACAUGUUUAUGCCGCAGCAAGCCAUGAACUCAUUCAUGAUGCAAAACCAUACAAUGCAAUACCAACAACAGAUGCAGCCACAAUUUAUAAGUACAGGUCCAAGUAGCAAUAUGACUCCAAGUGUGUACCCGAGGGACACUGGACCUUUCAGCGGACACACCCUCAGUACACAGCUGUGGAAGUGAGAAUGGUCUGUUGAGUCGAAAAACUUGCAUUCUUAUUGCAUUCUAUGCUUCCAAAGAGCAAAUGGGUACUAUGCUACCUUCUCAUCCUAUGACCCACAUGAAGAAGAUAUAUAUGUAAAAUGUAUGACCCAUAUGUAGAAUUUUAGGCCAUUAUGUAGGUGAGGCCACAAGUAGAAGUAGAUUAAAGCGCUCUUUCUGUUAUCAAUGAAUGCGUGGCAACCACUUAUGUUUUGAAUCGUUUUACAAUUGAAUUAGGGAGGGUGGGCCUAUCAAUUUGUAUAGAAUGUCUGUGAAUAGAGAGGGUAGAGUGGGUAUAGAAUGUCUGUGAACAUUUUGAUUUAUUAUAUGUUUUUUUGUUGUUCAAAGGAAUAACAACAUCAUCUGAAGGAUCUAAAAUUGUGUAGAAUUGAUUAUACAAAUCGUCAAAUUCUUUGCUCUGAAAUUGAAUAUAUUUUCUCAUUUUUCUAAGCAGGGUGACUUUUUGCAGAAGCAUGCGCUUGGACUGGCCACUUGAAACACGGGCUCAAAAUAACGCGCCAUUGUUGUUCGUAAUUCACUAUUUUCCGGGAAUCACUGAAGCAUUUCUGUAUACAUUCCAAAUAUUGCUCUCAAAAUGGUUUUAUAACUUAAAUAGCUUUUUUUCUCAAUGAACUUUAAACGAUUGCAACCAAAUUUACCGGGAUAUGUCAGGACUUCGUGAGAAUGUUAUUAACAUAUAUAUAUACAUUACAUUACUUACAUUUCUAAUAUGGCCAUUUCAAAGAACAUUUGAUAUUUCCUUUAAAAUCUGCUAGAUAUCCAAUUUUGUUAUAUAUGCUUUUAAAGGAUGUAUACAGUAUACAUCUCAGUGUUUGAGAUGUAUUCUGCAUACAUUUGUAUACUGCAUAGGUCUGUUUUUCAGUCACAAUUUUUGUUUACAAAACGUCAUAAUGUACAAUACAGUAUACGUAGUACUGAGCCCUGAAACUCUAUCAUAAUUGUGCGUAUUUCGUCGUAUCCCAAUUUUCAAAAUUAAUUAUAAUAAUCAUUCUACCCAUUUAAGCUAAUGUUCAUGGAACAUACCGAGAGUUGAGAUAGUGUGGUACAAAGCCUGCAUGUUUUAGUAAUUCUGUUUCAAGAAAUGUAGUUUAAUGCAAUUUCACAAAUUUGUGACUAAUUCACCGAAGUCUACCUCCGCGAAUCUAAACUUGAUUUCAACAGUUUAAGAUAAUAACAAACCUUUUCGUUGGUUUCUACCUUCCAGAUUCUAUAAUUGCAAAAUGUAAUAUUCCGUCCAUUGCUCUUCAGAAACGCAACAGAAAAUAGCCUAAUUGUUCAAUCAACUCUAUAGAUACCUUGCAAUAGCAUACUGACAUAGACAUCCUCUGAAAAAAGGCCUUCCUGCAAGCGUAAAGCAGAUAAUUGAAGUCCAGAAGUUCAACAUAUUUGUAAAUAUCCUGAUCGAAUCUCGCUACUCGGCCCUAGACAUGGGAUGUGAUGCGCAUGCUCAGACAAAAAGUCACCCUGUUAUCUUUCAAUCCAUAGACUGUAGAAUGGUAACUUCUUUAUUCGCCAUGCCUGGCUGGGGUGGGGUGGGGGGAGAAGUCUUUGUUCCUUUUUUCUGUCAAACUUGCAUGACCCAUGAGCCAAACGUUUUCUUUACAGCACCAAAAGCUUUCAAAUUCCAAAGAAAUUUCUUCAAAUAGUAUGCAUGAAUAUGGACGUUAACAGAUUAGUCUUGCUGCUGCAAUUUGGCUGUUUUGUGAAACUUUAUCAAAGCUGGAUAUACACUCUUGUAGGAGUUUUAUAUUAAUCGUAAAUAGUAUGCUCAGUUUCUUGCCAUUUCAGGACCUUGUGCUCAUGACAGGUGAUGAUUUGACUAUAUUGCCAGAGGCCCAUAGACAGGAUGCUAAGGGGGGACCAUUUUCUGUUAGAUAUCUUCCCCUACUGUGGUCUCAAUUGUCUUCAUUUGAGUGGAGCUUGCAGUUGUGUGGAGUGGUCCUGCUGAGCCCCUGGCCAUGGGAAAGGAGUUGACCAUCAUUUAUUUUAAAACUAUAGUUGUGUUUUGUCCCUAAAUGCAUGUAUUAUUUGGGGCUUGGAUAUUAUAUGAAUAAUGACAAACAGCAAUACAGUAAACACCAAUGUAUGAGAAUCUACAAUUUCAAAGAUCCGGCUGUUUAGGUUCUACAGUGUAUUUUGUUCUGAAUACACCGAACAAUGCAGUUCCUAGAAAUAAAAUGCUUAUUCCAGCAUGCAUUAGUGCAAUGCAUGCUGGAAUAAGCAUUUACGGAAAAAGUAUCUUUUCUUGUUUUCAAUUAUCUCCACAUGUUAUUUUAUGAUUUUGACAAUCAAAUAAAAACCUUUUUCCUCACCAGGCUGAUGAGCUUUAAAAUGCUUUAAAUGCUCUUUCAGCCUUCUCAUUAUACGCGGGUGUUUACUGUACUGCAUUCUGCACUAUCAAGAAAAGAGGGCACAAUAGAAACAUUGUUUCUUGAAUGUAUUUAGACCAAUCAUAAGCAAGUAACAUACUCAAACAGUAUAUAACAUUGUCUUGAGUUCUUGCUUUUUCGCGACCUAAGAGUCCGUACAUUCCACAUCGUUUUGCUUUUCCUUUUUUCCUUGGCUGCUCUGUAAGCCGUUAUUCCCUGGGUUCUAGAGGUCUGUCAUGUCCUCCUGUCAUCACAUCAUACAGUGUGAUGUCUGCGUUUGUCUUCACGUCUACCAAAGGCCUCUGUCGGCCCAGUGGAAUGUAACUGGCACAAAGUCGUUGAAUCAGAUUGGUCAUCUUGUAUUUCGGAUGCUUGUACAUUAAUGAAUUGGUUACCAGAUUGAAUUAAUAAACAAUAAUAUAUCCCCA
Messenger RNA from Nematostella vectensis (starlet sea anemone), 4309 nucleotides. RefSeq names its product stromal membrane-associated protein 1. The record is from RefSeq and is a predicted model, not a curated record. Lineage: Eukaryota; Metazoa; Cnidaria; Anthozoa; Actiniaria; Edwardsiidae. The coding region runs from base 106 to 1473 and encodes 455 amino acids. The transcript is spliced from 10 exons. Gene Ontology annotation, molecular function: metal ion binding; GTPase activator activity.